This is a messenger RNA of Sciurus carolinensis (gray squirrel), 2823 nucleotides long. It is a transcript of the gene Chrnd, whose product is annotated as cholinergic receptor nicotinic delta subunit. Gene Ontology annotation, molecular function: transmembrane signaling receptor activity; acetylcholine-gated monoatomic cation-selective channel activity. Gene Ontology annotation, biological process: signal transduction; monoatomic ion transmembrane transport; chemical synaptic transmission. The record is from RefSeq and is a predicted model, not a curated record. The transcript has 12 exons. Gene Ontology annotation, cellular component: synapse; postsynaptic membrane; neuron projection. Bases 74 to 1627 code for a protein of 517 amino acids. Lineage: Eukaryota; Metazoa; Chordata; Mammalia; Rodentia; Sciuridae.
CCUCUGCCUUCUGUCCUCAUUCCACAGCCUUGCAGACAGGCAGGGCAGACACAGGACCUAGUCAGAGGGCAGCAUGGAGGGCCCCGUGCUGACACUGGGGCUGCUGGUGACCUUGGUGGUGUGCGGCUGCUGGGGCCUGAACGAGGAGGAACGGCUGAUCCAGCACCUGUUCACGGAGAAGGGCUACAAUAAGGAGCUCCGGCCGGUGACCCGCAAAGAGGACAGCGUGGAUGUCUCGCUGGCCCUCACCCUCUCCAACCUCAUCUCCCUGAAAGAAGUGGAGGAGACCCUCACCACCAACGUGUGGAUAGAGCACGGCUGGACAGACAGCAGGCUACAGUGGGAGGCCAAGGAGUUUGGGAACAUCAGUGUCCUGCGCCUGCCCCCUGACAUGGUGUGGCUUCCAGAGAUUGUGCUGGAGAAUAACAAUGACGGCUCCUUCCAGAUUUCCUACUCCUGCAACGUGCUGGUCUUCGACUCGGGCUACGUGUACUGGCUGCCGCCCGCCAUCUUCCGCUCCUCCUGCCCCAUCUCCGUCACCUACUUCCCCUUCGAUUGGCAGAACUGCUCCCUCAAGUUCAGUUCACUCAAGUACACGGCCGAGGAGAUCACGCUGAGCCUGAAGCAGGAGGAGGAGGAUGGACGCACCUACCCAGUGGAGUGGGUCAUCAUCGACCCCGAGGGCUUCACAGAGAACGGGGAGUGGGAGAUAGUGCACCGGCCAGCCAGGGUCAACGUGGACCCCAGCGCCUCGAUGGACAGCACCAGCCGCCAGGACGUCACCUUCUACCUCAUCAUCCGCCGCAAGCCGCUCUUCUACGUCAUCAACAUCCUGGUACCCUGCGUGCUCAUCUCCUUCAUGAUCAACCUGGUCUUCUACCUGCCCGCCGACUGUGGUGAGAAGACAUCCGUGGCCAUCUCAGUGCUCCUGGCCCAGUCUGUCUUCCUGUUGCUCAUCUCCAAGCGGCUGCCUGCCACAUCCAUGGCCAUCCCCCUCAUCGGCAAGUUCCUGCUCUUUGGCAUGGUCCUGGUUACCAUGGUCGUGGUGAUCUGUGUCAUCACCCUCAACAUCCACUUCCGAACACCCAGCACCCACGUGCUGUCCGAGGGGGUCAAGAAGCUCUUCCUGGAGACCCUGCCAGAGCUCCUGCACAUGUCCCGCCCGGCGGAGGACGGGCCCCGCCCUGCGGCCCUGAUCCGGAGGAGCAGCUCCUUGGGCUACAUCUCCAAGGCUGAGGAGUACUUCUCACUCAAGUCCCGCAGUGACCUCAUGUUCGAGAAGCAGUCAGAGCGGCAUGGGCUGGCCAGGCGCCUCACCACUGCACGCAGGCCCCCAGCAAGUUCUGAGCAAGCCCAGCAGGAACUCUUCAAUGAACUGAAGCCCGCUGUGGAUGGGGCCAACUUCAUCGUUAGCCACAUGAGAGAUCAGAACAAUUACAAUGAGGAGAAGGACAGCUGGAACCAAGUGGCCCGCACGGUGGACCGCCUCUGCCUGUUCGUGGUGACACCUGUCAUGGUGGUAGGCACGUCCUGGAUCUUCCUGCAGGGCGCCUACAACCAGCCUCCACCCCAGCCCUUCCCCGGGGACCCCUUCUCCUACGACCUGCAGGACAGACGCUUCAUCUAGGGUGGGCCCACUGGGCAGCUUCGUGGACAGUGAGUCAGAGAGGGGAGGCCAGCUCGGGCCCUGAGCUGCAUGCUUGUCCUACGAGGCUGGGCCCACGGUCAGGGCAAGGCGGGAGCAGCCCCUCCUCAAGAGCAGGAGCCACGUGGGGUGGGCUGAGUGUGGAUGUAGGCCGGAGGGUUUCGGGGGAGGCAGGGGCUUGCUCAGGGCAGGAGGGGUGUCACCGCGGCCAGCCUCAAGGAGAGAGCGCCCUCCUCUGCCUCCCGCUCCCCGGGCGGAGGAGGCAGGACUCUGCCUGUGCUCCCGGCUCCCCGACUCCCCUUCAGCUCCGGCUUCUGAGGCCACCUGGGGAUGAGGGUCUCUCCAGGGCCUGGGGAAGGAGGUUUUCUGCAGAGGGGCAGCAGCAGGGUCCAGUGCGAUUUUUCUAGUCCUUUCUGCCAUGGCCACUGUGGUCUCUGUGGGAAGCCGAGGGCUGGUGUCAGAGGGUUGGGCUUGGCAACACCAGGGUCCUGUCAUCCUGAGGUCACAUGUAGAUCCUAAGGCACCAGAACAGGACACCCUGCAUCCUGCGUGUCGCCCCGAGUACCCGCUCCUCCUCCCAAGGUAGGGCCGCCAGGCAAUCUUCGGGACGUGGCCAUUCUAAGCAGUCAUUCACUUUUUAAUCUGAAGUUCUGUCUAGCCAGGUGUCCUGUAUUUUUAUUUGCUAAACAUGGCGAUGCUCUCCCAGAGGGAGCCCCACUGUGUCCUAACCGAGGGCCAGAGGCCGAGGCUGUAGGAACUAGGAGUCGCGGGUCUGUGGCCGGCCCACCUCCGAUGCGGCCCAGCGAUUCCCACCCCUGGGCACUCACCCCAUGCGGCCCCGUCCACCCGGAACCCAGUCACUGUGUGUGACCAACAGAAUGAGGCGGAAGUGACGGUCUGUCCCUUCCAGGGUGAGGGUAUAAAAGACGCUGCAGGUCCUGUCCCACUCACGGUGACUCACCUGGGGAGCCAGCGGGGACGCUGAGGCUGUGGAGACGUCCACAUGCAAAGAACAGAGGCCUCCGGCCAGUGGCCAUAUAAGUGGACUUGAAGUGGAUCCUCUUGCCCCAGUGGGGCCUCCAGAUAUCACAGCCCCAUCAACCUCCCUGAGCCAGAACCACCCAACUAAGCUGCUCCUGGAUUCCAAACACUCAAAAACGGUGUGCGAUAAUAAAUGC